GGUGUUGCGGGGCUUCUGUGUUGGUGGCGGCGGGUUGCGCGAUGGGGACGUGGAGUACGCGUUAACCGCGGCUAGAGCAGAAGGCAGUGGGUGAGAGUCUGAGCUGGGUCCAGUCAGGCGCUGAGAUCUUGGGAGCACUGAGAACUGGCGCUGCAGUUUAGAGUUGAAAUCAUUUGACAACACGUUGCAGAGGUUCGCUUCUCGACAUAAAUCCCUUCAGCUUCUCAGCUGUGAUUUGUUUGGACAUGAAAAGAGGAUAGAGGAUGGUAUAAUUUCAGCAUCGAGAUUUUACUAUUAAUGUUGCCGCAGAACAGUACUACUAACUGUGCAAGUACAGAGUAACCGAUGAAUGCACUCCAUCAUGUAUGUCAUGCACAGCACCGGGCCUAUUUCCAGGACCGGGCACGUGCGACUUGGAGCUGAUGGUGACCAGCCGGGGCUUAACUUGCCUCUAGCAUGGGGAGUUUGGUUUCUCCCACCUGCUCGCGCCUGUGCUUGGUGUGUUUCCCCCAGCGCAGCAGGGCUUGUAACUCACGCUCGCUUGCUGUUUCCUCUGGUUACUGCGUGGUUAUUGCUUUCUCGCUUCUUUCUCAAAUUACUGCUCUUUCUCUCUCGCUUGCGCUGCUCUCUCUUUUGCCUAUUUUGCGCUUGGGCCAUGUCCACUGUCUUCGUCGAUAACCGAUAUUUUCCUUUAAUCUCGUCCAACCCAUCACCCAAGACAGCAGAAACGUCACCAAUGUCCCCCAUGCCACUUCGGGCAUAACCUACCUCCUAUCUGCUUCUUGAAACUGCGAUAACCCAUAAUUAAUAAGCCGAUGUUGAUAA
Cantharellus anzutake is the source of this 825-nucleotide messenger RNA. RefSeq lists its product as uncharacterized. The transcript is spliced from 3 exons. Bases 350 to 763 code for a protein of 137 amino acids. Lineage: Eukaryota; Fungi; Basidiomycota; Agaricomycetes; Cantharellales; Hydnaceae. The record is from RefSeq and is a predicted model, not a curated record.